This is a messenger RNA of Protopolystoma xenopodis, 645 nucleotides long. The record is from the annotation of a GenBank genome assembly. NCBI's taxonomy places the organism in Eukaryota, Metazoa, Platyhelminthes, Monogenea, Polystomatidea, Polystomatidae.
GCGGAACACACUUGUUGUCCAGAUUUUGUCAACACUGUGUCCCUUUGCAUCUCGCAUGAAAAAAGUGAGAUCAGACUUCCAUCUCACUUCCAGGCGGGAGUCGGACUAAGCGCCUUGAGGCAAAUGCCUCAUUGCAAGAUCGGGAUCCGAGCUGAACCAAGGCUCCUUGAACUGGCAAUGCGAUCUCAUUGUCCCACCAUCGGCUUGUGCUCACUUUAUGUGGCCAACUCAAAGCAGCAUCUCACCCUCCUCGAAGUACUCUUCCUUUCCACAUGUCAGACCAACGUACCAGCGCAAGUGGUUGCAAGUGGAAAUGCUCGCUCUUGCUGCGGAUGCCACUUCAGCCGACCGGCCGGCUUGCGCUCGAGGCGGUGUCCUGUCGUAAAUUCACAUGCUAUGCCCAGCUCAGGCGAGCCCCCCUCUUCCACGAGGUCCACCUCGCCCGGCUACAUCUCCUCAGGUCGUCGGAGUAAAGAGGUCUACAACCGCAUGCAGUCGCGGGUAUCACAUCUAAACGAAAAGAUUGCUGUACUUGUGGCCAGGCGGGACGAUUGGAAGAAAGCGCAGGUGGGCGAGUCGCAGUCUCGAAGUCAUUUGGAUACAUCCGCGGAUGAAGUGGCCCGAGUAGGCCGAGAGGUAGAGUGA